This is a messenger RNA of Brachypodium distachyon (stiff brome), 1385 nucleotides long. RefSeq names its product myb family transcription factor PHL7. Lineage: Eukaryota; Viridiplantae; Streptophyta; Magnoliopsida; Poales; Poaceae. The record is from RefSeq and is a predicted model, not a curated record. Bases 178 to 1101 code for a protein of 307 amino acids. The transcript has 7 exons. Gene Ontology annotation, molecular function: DNA-binding transcription factor activity; DNA binding.
CCCCUCGCUUUUUUUUUCCGAAAAGGGGGCUCCCCGGCCUCUGCACCCUACCCCUCACUUGGUCUUCCUCCAUGUUCCCUCUCGCCGAGAGAGACUGAGAGAAUCAGAGAAAAGGAGUGACAGACGAACGAGCAUCCUCCUUCAGUUCUUCUCCCUUCUUGGCGACGAGCAAGUGCAAUGUAUCAGCCAAAUCAAAUUUCUAGCAUUGGUCAUAAUCAUGGCAGUCCUGCUGCUCAUGAACAAAUGGAGCUAGGGGGCACCAGUAUGAGUAUGGUGCCUUGUAAUGGGGGAAAUGAUAACCCUAACAUGGCAUCAAGGCAACGGUUACGUUGGACAAACGAGCUGCAUGACCGAUUUGUGGAGGCUGUUACUCAGCUUGGUGGGCCGGAUAGAGCCACUCCGAAAGGAGUUCUGAAAAUUAUGGGUGUGCCAGGACUCACAAUAUACCAUGUGAAAAGUCACCUACAGAAAUACCGUCUUGCGAAGUACAUUCCAGACCCAUCAGCCAGUGAUGACAACAAAGCUGAAGAAAGAGAUCCAGGGGAUUUGCUUGCAGCACUUGAAGGUUCCUCUGGAAUGCCAAUAUCUGAAGCCUUGAAGCUCCAGAUGGAGGUCCAGAAGCGGUUGCAUGAACAAUUAGAGGUGCAAAGGCAGCUGCAGCUACGAAUCGAGGCACAGGGCAAGUAUCUCCAGAAGAUCAUUGAAGAGCAGCAGCGCAUCACUGCUGCAGGACCUUCCAGAGCCACAUCAAGUGAUCAAAUGCCUGAUUCCGAGAGAACUAACCCAUCAACUCCCGGACUGACAUCUGAAUCUCGAGUUCACGGUUCCACCAAGAACAACAAAAAUCAAAUUGAGCUAACAAAGAGCUCUCCUAACGAUGAUCCUCUCGCGUGUCGUCAACCACUAACCCCUGACUGUAGCCGGCCUAGUUCCCCAACUCUCAGUCCAGAGCAUGAACGUCCAGUUAAGAGGCAGAGAGGCAGUGACCCCGUCGAUGAUACAUCAUUUGAUGAUGACCAGUUUGUCCUUCCACGCACCAUUUUUGAAUCGAGCACAGCCACAGAGUUCCAAGACUGCUCGUCGCCUUAUUCAGGCCAUUAGAAUUUGGUGCUUUGCCAGGAUAGAUAUACAUGCUUUCAUCUGUUGCUGUCAGUAGUUUUUGCCUUCUCAACAUCAAUGCUGUUGUUAGACACGAGUUUAGUUAUGAGAGACUGAAGAGGAGGUUGAUUAGACAUGCCUGGUAGCUGUAACUCUCUAAUGAUGUCAUCAGAUGUUACCAUGUCGUUAGAUGUUACCAUGCUGUUUAGUUCUGAGUGGUAUCUAAAUUGAGAUUGUUUUAGAACGGCUUAUUUCAUGCUUCAUGCCAAUUUAUUUUUGUUGCCAUA